Tachysurus vachellii is the source of this 1821-nucleotide messenger RNA. RefSeq names its product centriole, cilia and spindle-associated protein b (gene ccsapb). The coding region runs from base 161 to 943 and encodes 260 amino acids. Gene Ontology annotation, biological process: regulation of mitotic spindle assembly. The record is from RefSeq and is a predicted model, not a curated record. Gene Ontology annotation, molecular function: microtubule binding. Gene Ontology annotation, cellular component: spindle; cytoskeleton; ciliary basal body. The transcript has 5 exons. NCBI's taxonomy places the organism in Eukaryota, Metazoa, Chordata, Actinopteri, Siluriformes, Bagridae.
GCAGCGUGUUUAUUUGCGUGAAUCGAGACUAAUCCCCACCUGUUGCUUUAAGUAGUGGGCGGAGCUAAAGGCAACUCAUCACCACAACAACAGAGAAGGGUCGCGUUAUCGAGACCACCUCCCGCUUUUUUGCUUGGUAUGUAACCCGAAACCCAGGAACAUGGUGACCAAACGGAUUAGAUCAGAAUAUAUGAAGAAAUUUAAGGAUCCUAAAUGGGAAACAUACGGGAAGUGUUAUGAGGAUUUGGUGAGCUACAGACUGUCGAGGCGAAUGUUAGAGCAAACACACAACCCGUGGUUUUGGGAUGAAUCUGGAAGCGAUACAGAGUCCAGCGGGAAAUGUACACCUCAGGAGAAAAUUAACGAGUACAGGCUGUAUAAUGAGGUAAAAACACAAACGACAAAGGAGACGGAUGUGCACGAAAAGCAUGGAGCAGUAGAGGAGAGAGAACCUGAAACGAGCCAUAUUAAAGAACAAGUAACAGAGGUCAAACCUCAGGAAAAGGAGGACGAGAAGGGCACAACACACUCACCAGUUGGCCCCAUCAUCCCAGCAGAAAAGUAUCCCUGUGUUCAGAGCAAUUCAAAAAGCAAACUAAGGCAUCCAUAUAAGCCAACCCGAAUUAAAGCCAAGCAACACCUCACCAAAGACAGUGAUAAAGACAGCAGACAUCCUUUUGCUAUGUAUGGCUCAGGAGAGAGGCAGGCAGAUAUGGCCUCGAAAAGAACACACAAUGUCGGUCCAGCGGCAUCAACCAAAGAGAUCUACGAGUCGGCACUACGAGCAAAAAACAGGCGGGACGUUGAGAAACAGAUGAAGAGAAUGGACAAGCGAAGAGUGAAAUCAGCUGUCUUGGAAAAGUUUAACAAAAGCAAGCUCAUUCCUGAUUAUAACCCUUGGAUGACUGAAUACAUGCGCUGCUUCUCGGCAAGGUCACAGUAAAAGUUUGAGACUGCCAGCAACAUUCCUUCCAGUCACAGCACUUUUUCAGACAAAGUUCUCAUGAUCUACAGUGUAUAGCCUAAUGAAGUAUUUCCAAAAGCUUUCAUAAAAUAUCUCUGGUUUAAUUUUCAGAUGUAUUCUUAAUUAUUUUUCAACGUAAUGUUAGAUAUUUUGUGUAAUAUCUUUUUCAUGGAAGGUUUGUAAAACUGCACCCCCACCCCCCACCCACUGAUUUUAAGUGUGUACUGCUGUGGCCUGCCUCAGAAGUGGUUCAAAAAAAUGUGUAAUGGGAAAUGCCAUGAAUUUAUUAGACACCACUACAUACAUACAUUAGGCAGCAUUGAACACCACCAAAUACUCCUGUUCUGUAAAAUAUCAUGUCCGGUGGUGGACAAGUAUUUAGCCCUUGUUACUGUAAUGUAAUAACAAUGUACAUCCUAAACAUCUGCUUACAUUGUAAUAGAGGAUUGGGCCACCACAGAAUAAAUAAGGUAUUUAAUACCUGUAUUGUAAUAGUGACUUGCUUACAUCACUUGAUACAGUGAUUUGGAAGGAAGCCAUAAUGUUGCUUCUGAGCCACAGAAGCAAAGAUCUACCAAUAAUCUUUUGUGUAAAAAGCUGAGGAAUCUAGUUUAAAGGGUGACUAGACAUGACUUUGUGAUUUUGGAUGUAUGUAAAUGUGCAGUAGUGUAUUUGAACAGUGACCGCAAUAGGAUUUUAUUAUUCACUGCAGACUUGUGGGGAUUUGGUUUUUGCACACCCAGCUUUAGUGUUCAUAUCAUUAUUACUUGAAGGGGUUAGAGUUAUUAAUAUUGCUCAAGUCAGUGCCACAAUGUGUUUUUCAAAUGUUUUAAUAAAACAUUUUUUAGUUCACAGUG